GCCUCGGAGCCCGAUCAGGAGUGGGAGCCUGAGCUGUGAGUGCAGGCCACCGAAGCCAGGCUUUAGAUAGAGGAAGGUCCUUCUAGACCCUAGACCAGGUCCAUCCUCGGCGGGAGGAGGUGGCACAUUAGUGCCAAGUGCGGGCGGCCACGGACUAUGGCGCCCCCGCGGAACGUGGUGAAGAUUGCCGUUCAGAUGUCUGACGCCAUCCCACAGCUUAUCCAGCUAGACCAGGCAAAGCCCCUGGCCACUGUACUGAAGGAGGUGUGUGACGCGUGGACCCUGACUCACCCGGAGCACUAUGCCCUGCAGUUUGCUGAUGGGCACAGGAAAUACAUCACAGAGAAUAACCGCUUGGAGAUCAAGAAUGGAAGCAUCCUGUGCCUCAGCACUGCCCCAGAUCUGAAGGCCCAGCAGCUCCUGGGUAGGCUGCAGAAUACGAGUCGUGAAGGGUGCUGUGAAGUCCUGAGAAACCUGGUCCUACUGGCCUCAGACAUGACCUUUGCCCAGGAGGUCAUCAGUCGUGAUGGGCUUCAGAAACUAAGCACCAUCAUUGAAAAUGGGGAUGACCUAGGGGAGAUGCUGGCCCUUGGUCUAAGGGCUUUCUUGGAGCUCAUGGAACACGGUGUAGUGUCCUGGGAGACACUCAGCAUCCCCUUUGUCAAGAAGGUAGUAUCUUAUGUGAACAUGAACCUGAUGGAUGCUUCUGUGCAGCCCCUGGCUCUCAGGCUCCUGGAGAGUGUGACCUUGAGCAGCCCUGCCCUGGGCCAGCUGGUGAAGAGUGAGGUGCCACUAGAUAGGCUGCUGGUGCACCUGCAGGUAAUGAACCACCAGCUGCAAACCAAGGCCAUGGCACUGCUGACAGCCCUGCUGCAGGGGGCAAGUCCCGCUGAACGCAAGGAAAUGCUUGACCACCUAUGGAAGAAGAAUCUUCGCCAGUUCAUCUACAAGAACAUCAUCCACAGUGCAGCACCCAUGGGAGACGAGAUGGCUCAUCACUUGUAUGUGCUGCAGGCUCUCACACUGGGGCUGCUGGAGCCACGGAUGCGGACACCACUUGAUCCCUACAGCCAGGAGCAGCGGGACCAGCUGCAGGCCCUGCGCCAGGCAGCCUUUGAACCGGAAGGGGAGUCCUUGGGCACAGGACUGAAUGCUGACCGACGCCGGUCUCUCUGUGUCCGAGAGUUCCGAAAGCUAGGCUUCUCUAACAGCAACCCAGCCCAGGACCUGGAGCGUGUGCCCCCUGGCCUGCUGGCUCUGGACAACAUGGUCUACUUCUCCAGACACGCACCUAGUGCAUACAGUCGGUUUGUGCUGGAGAACAGUAGCCGAGAGGACAAGCAUGAAUGCCCCUUUGCUCGGAGCAGCAUCCAGCUGACAGUGCUACUGUGUGAGCUGCUCCAUGUUGGGGAGCCAUGCUCCGAGACAGCCCAGGACUUCUCACCCAUGUUCUUCAGCCAAGACCACAGUUUCCAUGAGCUCUUUUGUGUGGCUAUCCAGCUGCUGAAUAAGACCUGGAAGGAAAUGCGGGCAACACAGGAGGAUUUUGACAAGGUAAUGCAAGUGGUUCGGGAGCAGCUAGCCCGUACCCUGGCUCUGAAGCCCACCUCCCUGGAGAUCUUUCGAACCAAAGUGAAUGCCCUCACCUAUGGGGAAGUGUUGAAGCUGCGGCAGACAGAGCGGCUGCACCAGGAGGGCACGCUGGCCCCUCCUAUACUGGAGCUGCGAGAGAAGCUGAAGCCAGAGCUCAUGGGUUUAAUCCGCCAGCAGCGUCUGCUCCGACUCUGUGAGGGAAUGCUCUUCCGCAAGAUCAGCAGCCGGAGACGCCAGGACAAACUAUGGUUUUGCUGUUUAUCCCCCAACCACAAAGUACUGCAGUAUGGGGAUGUGGAGGAGGGUGCCAACCCACCUACCCUAGAAAGCCUACCUGAACAACUCCCUGUGGCAGACAUCAGGGCACUCCUAAUGGGCAAGGACUGCCCCCAUGUCCGAGAGAAGGGCUCUGGGAAGCAGAACAAGGACCUCUAUGAGUUGGCUUUCUCCAUCAGCUAUGACCAUGGGGAGGAAGAAGCAUACCUCAACUUCAUUGCCCCCUCCAAACGGGAUUUCUACCUGUGGACAGAUGGGCUGAGUGCCCUGCUGGGCAGUACCAUGGGCAGUGAGCAGACUCGGCUAGACCUGGAGCACCUGCUCACUAUGGAGACCAAGUUACGGUUGUUGGAACUGGAGAAUGUGCCCAUUCCUGAGCAGCCUCCCCCAGUACCCCCACCCCCUACUAACUUCAACUUCUGCUAUGACUACAGCAUCACUGAGCCUUGACUGAAGUUAGGCCACAGUUGGUACUCAAAAAGGGUUGAAAAUCACAGACAACCUGACCAGCAGAGCCUCUGGCAGAAAUAAAGUUAGCUUGGCUUAUAGGUAUGUGUCAAAUCAGCUCUGAACCUGUGGGCUAAACCUGUUGAUAAACAUACAUGUAUUUAAACACAGUAAAUGACCUAAGGACACCGGGUGAGACCAGAAACUUGGACAGCUAGCUACCUUUGGAAGGCUGGUGUUGGGUGGGAAUAGGGACUGCUGCCUUUCUUGAAGUGAGUCUUUAGCCUCCCUUAGUUCUGGACAUGAAGAGGAGGAUGACCUGUCAUCUGAGCAGUCAAAGAAGUGACUGGAAUAUUGGCCAGCUGACAGAAGCAGUAAGGCAGGAUGCACUGCUCCAAAUGGAUGCCUUCCUGGGGACCAGCAACAGGGAUCUGUUGGGAAGCCAUGCUUUCAGAAGACUCCUGAUAGUCUGCCCUCAUUUCUCAACUCUGCUUGGCCCUCGCCCUUGUCUUCUGUAGAGUGCAGAAACCUUUGGUGAGAAGUGCGAGGGACACAAAGGGGCUGAUCAAUGUAAGAGAAUUAAGAUCUAACUCCUGAUCGUAGUGAGGUGGUAAUCAGACAAGCCAGAGUGUGGGGUCAGGAGUGCUGAGGAUAUGGUGAUUCCAGGUAACAGUCAGACUCUAAGCCCCUCAGACAAAUAAUUGCAACCCAGUAGCCCCACAGCGGAGGCCAAAAGCUACCACUACCCUGAGUAACUGCUAUCUACCAUUCAUUACUCCUCAAAUACUGUGUUUCACAUGCUGGUCAUUAAUGCUGUGCCUUAAAAAUUGAUUAAAUGCCAUUUCCUUUGAAGAAAGUGCCAGCAAAACAUUUGACCCUGUAAAAAAUAAAACAAAAACCCUGUAUUCCCAA
Grammomys surdaster is the source of this 3228-nucleotide messenger RNA. It is a transcript of the gene Elmo3, whose product is annotated as engulfment and cell motility 3. The transcript is spliced from 20 exons. The record is from RefSeq and is a predicted model, not a curated record. NCBI's taxonomy places the organism in Eukaryota, Metazoa, Chordata, Mammalia, Rodentia, Muridae. Gene Ontology annotation, biological process: actin filament organization; cell motility. The coding region runs from base 157 to 2319 and encodes 720 amino acids.